Messenger RNA from Arachis duranensis, 1419 nucleotides. RefSeq lists its product as uncharacterized. Gene Ontology annotation, molecular function: protein dimerization activity. NCBI's taxonomy places the organism in Eukaryota, Viridiplantae, Streptophyta, Magnoliopsida, Fabales, Fabaceae. The transcript has 4 exons. The record is from RefSeq and is a predicted model, not a curated record. The coding region runs from base 1 to 1419 and encodes 472 amino acids.
AUGAACAGGGAUGUUGUAUUGUUUGUUGGUCCUGAGAAUGUUGUGCAUAUUGUAACGGACAAUGCUGCAAACUAUGUUGCUGCGGGAAGAUUGUUGGAGGCUGAGUUUCCUAAAUUGUAUUGGUCCCCUUGUGCAGCUCAUUAUGUUAAUCUGAUGUUUCAAGAUAUUGGGAAGUUGCAAGAAGUGAGUCAAACUGUGUCACAAGCUUCACUGAUCACUAAGUAUAUCUAUAAUCAUUGCUAUCCACUGUUCUUGAUGAGAAAGUUUACAGGUGGGCGGGAAAUACUUCGUCCAGCUCCAACUCGGUUUGCUACAAAUUUCAUUGCUUUGCAAAGUAUUUUAGCUCAAAAGGAUCCUUUGAGAGCUAUGGUGACUUCUAAAGAAUUUACAAGCUCAGCUUACUCCAAAGAAGCCAAAGCUAAGAAAUUUGUGGAUCAAGUCUUGGAUUCUAAAUUUUGGAGUCAAUGCACUGAUAUUGUUAAGCUUACUUCGCCACUUAUUCAUGUUUUACGUAUUGUGGAUAGUGAAGACAGACCUGCCAUGGGUUAUCUUUAUCAAGCUAUUUAUAAGGCUAGAGAAGAAAUGGUGAGGAGGUUUCAGAAAAGAAAGAAGGUUGUUAAUCCUUAUCUGAAGAUUUUGGAUACCCGUUGGGAUGCACAACUUAAGAAAAAUCUUCAUGCCACUGGUUAUUGGUUAAAUCCAGCUUUUCGAUUUAAUGCUGAAGAAUUUGAAAAGCACAAAGAAACGAUUUCUGGCUUGUUGGAUGUCAUUGAGAAAUAUGCUUAUGAUGAUCCUGUAUUGAAUUCUAAGCUGACAAGUGAGAAGAUGAUCUUUAAGAAUGCUGAGAAAGAUUUUGGAAGACCUUCUGCAAUACAUGAACGAACCACUGUUAUGCCAGAUCAAUUGUGGAAAUCUUAUGGUUGUGGAGCACCAAAUUUGCAAAAGUUGGCUAUUCGUGUUUUAAGCCAGACUUGUAGCUCUUCAGGUUGUGAGCGUAACUGGAGUAUUUUUGAACACAUUCACUCAAAGAAGAGGAAUCGGUUAGAGCAUCAAAAACUUAAUGAUCUUGUUUAUGUUCAUUACAACUUAAGGUUACAACAAAGGACCCAAAUGAGAAACCAAGUUUAUGAUCCAAUUUGUCUUGAUGCAUUUGAGGAUCAUUCGGAAUGGAUACUUGAAGAUUCACCACCAUUUUUAACUCCUGAAGAAAUUGAUACUUUACGAAAUGAUCUUGCAAAUAUGUCUCUUCGAUCACCUUUAGAUGAUUUAGAUCAAUUGGAUUUGGAAGAUGAUCGGGAGGAUGAUGGAGCUAAUAAUUCUGUGGAAAAUGCAAAUCAAAAUGAAACCAAUCAGGAUGUAGCUCCACAUUUGUCAGAUGAAGAGCAACUUGCCGACUUCGAAAUCACUCCUUGGAUUUAG